AGCGAGCUGUGCUGAAAUUUGCUGCUGCUACUGGAGCCACUCCUAUUGCUGGCCGCUUCACUCCUGGGACAUUCACUAACCAGAUCCAGGCAGCCUUCCGAGAGCCAAGACUUCUGGUGGUUACUGAUCCCAGGGCUGACCACCAGCCUCUUACAGAGGCGUCUUAUGUUAACCUGCCUACCAUUGCUCUGUGUAACACAGACUCUCCUCUGCGCUAUGUGGACAUCGCCAUCCCUUGCAACAACAAGGUAAC
Molecule: messenger RNA, 253 nt
Organism: Ailuropoda melanoleuca (giant panda)
Lineage: Eukaryota; Metazoa; Chordata; Mammalia; Carnivora; Ursidae
Gene: RPSA
Product: ribosomal protein SA
Biological process (GO): translation
Cellular component (GO): small ribosomal subunit; ribosome
Molecular function (GO): structural constituent of ribosome; laminin receptor activity
Source: RefSeq, marked validated